Messenger RNA from Jaculus jaculus (lesser Egyptian jerboa), 2064 nucleotides. It is a transcript of the gene Dusp1, whose product is annotated as dual specificity phosphatase 1. Gene Ontology annotation, molecular function: MAP kinase tyrosine/serine/threonine phosphatase activity; protein tyrosine/threonine phosphatase activity. The transcript has 4 exons. The coding region runs from base 262 to 1365 and encodes 367 amino acids. Gene Ontology annotation, cellular component: nucleus; cytoplasm. The record is from RefSeq and is a predicted model, not a curated record. Gene Ontology annotation, biological process: protein dephosphorylation; endoderm formation; negative regulation of p38MAPK cascade. Lineage: Eukaryota; Metazoa; Chordata; Mammalia; Rodentia; Dipodidae.
GGGCUGAAUGCGCGGCGGAGGACUUAGCUGGCGGGACGAGACACUCGAUCCCUUAAGGACAGGCCGGGGAACCGUGAGGGGCCAAAAGUCCGCAGGACACUGCCCGCGCCCAGGUCAGGGGUAGAUUUUUCUUUUUCUUUUCUUUUUUGAGUCCCAGCGCCUAGAAAGACUUGCUUUCGUUGGAAAGCCUCCGCCUCGCCGUUGGCUUCCGAGCACAGACAAAGCGGGGCGAGCAGCACGCUGGGGGCGCUGAAGCCGGCCAUGGUGAUGGAGGUGCGCAUCCUGGAUGCCGGAGGCCUGCGCACGCUGCUGCGCGAGCGCGCCGGCCAGUGCCUGCUGCUGGACUGCCGCUCCUUCUUCGCCUUCAACGCCGGCCACAUCGCCGGCUCGGUGAACGUGCGCUUCAGCACCAUCGUGCGACGCCGGGCCAAGGGAUCCAUGGGCCUGGAGCACAUCGUGCCCAACGCCGAGCUGCGCGGUCGCCUGCUGGCCGGCGCCUACCACGCCGUGGUGCUGCUGGACGAACGCAGCGGCUCCCUGGAUGGCACCAAACGCGAUGGCACCCUGGCCCUGGCCGCCGGCGCGCUCUGCCGGGAGGCGCGCACCACACAAGUCUUCUUCCUCAAAGGAGGAUACGAAGCAUUUUCAGCUUCCUGCCCGGAGCUGUGUAGCAAACAAUUGACCCCUAUGGAGCUCAGCCUUCCCCUGAGUACAAGUGUCCCUGACAACGCAGAAUCUGGAUGCAGCUCCUGCAGCACCCCGCUCUAUGAUCAGGGUGGACCCGUGGAGAUUCUGCCCUUUCUGUACCUGGGCAGUGCCUAUCAUGCUUCCCGCAAGGACAUGCUGGAUGCUUUGGGUAUCACUGCCUUGAUCAACGUCUCAGCCAAUUGUCCUAACCAUUUCGAGGGUCACUACCAGUACAAGAGCAUCCCGGUGGAGGACAACCAUAAGGCUGACAUCAGCUCCUGGUUCAACGAGGCAAUUGAUUUCAUAGACUCCAUCAAGAAUGCUGGAGGAAGGGUAUUUGUGCAUUGUCAGGCGGGCAUCUCCCGGUCAGCUACCAUCUGCCUUGCUUAUCUCAUGAGGACUAACCGAGUGAAACUGGACGAGGCCUUUGAGUUUGUGAAGCAGAGACGGAGCGUCAUCUCCCCUAACUUCAGCUUCAUGGGCCAGCUGCUGCAGUUCGAGUCCCAGGUGCUGGCCCCACACUGCUCUGCUGAGGCAGGGAGCCCGGCCAUGGCAGUGCUCGACCGAGGCGCAUCCACCACCACUGUCUUCAACUUUCCCGUCUCCAUCCCCGUCCACCCCACGAACAAUGCCCUGAGCUACCUUCAGAGCCCCAUCACGACCUCGCCCAGCUGCUGAAAGGGCUGGUUGAAGGUGGUGGUGGUCCCGGUGGUCUUCACAAGCCACCCUGACGCCACUCCUCUUUGGGAGGAGCCAUGCAAUAACUCUGGGAGGGGCUCAUGAGAGCUGGUCCUUAUUUAUUGAAUUUCCUCCGCUUUCCACUUGGUUCCUAAGCAGUUAUGAAGAUGACGUAGCAUCAAGACUUUGCUGAACUCAGCACGUUCGGGACCAAUAUAUCGUGGGUACAUCAAGUCCCUCUGACAAAACAGGGCAGAAGAGAAAGGUCUCUGAGCUAGUUUCUUCACUUGCCCCUGUUUCUUUUUGUUUUUGAUUUUUUUUUUUCUUAUUAGAAACUUCAUGCUUGACAUACCUACCAGUAUUACCAUUCCCAACAACAUACACAUAAGAGAAUUACCUUAUUUAUUUUUGUGUAGGUAGUCUGCCUUCACAAAUGUCAGUGUCUACUUGUAGAGAACCAAAUACCUCAAUUUUUGUGUUUGAGUACUGUACUAUCUUGUAAAUAGGUCCUAAGAAGGUUUGUUUUCAGCACUGACAGAAAACACCAGUGUUUUUUUUUUUUUUUUUUAGUUGCCAACAGUUGUAUGUUUGCUGAUUAUUUAUGACCUGAAAUAAUAUAUUUCUUCUUCUAAGAAGACAUUUUGUUACUAGGAUGACUUUUUUUAUACAACAGAAUAAAUUAUGAUAUUUCUAUUGAAA